CAUCCGACGUGUCGAUGUCCAGCUAGGUGGCCCCCGCCCAAAAUCCGGGCGCAGCCAAUCGCAUAUCAUGGAAUCGGAUGGGGCAUUAGCAGUAAACCAAUCAGGUUACAGAUAAGGCCAGCAGGCGGGUCCCGCCCCCGCGAGCCUAAAGCGCAAAGCUCAUUCGGAGAAAAGGGAAAGGGCAGGGGCUGGGCCAUGCAUGCCUGCCGCUCAAAUCGAAUUGCCUUCCAAAUCCAGUGAUACUUUUUUGUCAUUUCUACUAUCUCGCAAUCUUCUUCGCGUAGACGUAGGUGGGAUCGCCGUGAUUAUUAUUAUUAUUAUACGGUACCAGAAGAAACCUUAUUGUUUGCGCUGGAGGUGGUCUGGUCUGCACGUCUUGGUGGAGGCGGCGGAGAUGGGUGGCUCGGAUCACAAUCACAAGGCGGCCGGCGGGGCCGUGGGCGGCAAGGCGGCGCGCGCGUGCGACGGGUGCAUGCGGCGGCGCGCGCGGUGGUACUGCGCGGCCGACGACGCCUUCCUGUGCCAGGGCUGCGAAACGUCCGUGCACUCGGCGAACCCGCUCGCCAGGCGGCACGAGCGCCUCCGCCUGCGCGUGACGUCCCCGCUGCCGGCCGAGGGCGUGGCAACGGCGGUGAAGGGGUCGCCGGCGACGACGUCCAAGUGCCUGGACGUCGCGCCGGCGUGGCCCAAGCGGAAGGCGCGCACUCGGCGGCCGACGGUUAAGAGCGUCGGGCAGCUGCUGUCGAGACGCCUCGUGGUUCCCGAGGUGGGCGCCGGGGAGUCCUCCACGUCGGACGAGCGGAGGGCGCCGGAGGAGGAGCAGCUGCUCUACCGCGUCCCGGUCUUUGACCCCGCCCUCGGCGAGUUCUGCUCGCCCCCGCCGAUCGAUGACGCGGUGGCCGCGACCUCACGGCACGGCGAGGACGUCGAAGGCGCCGUGGAAGACGCGAAGGAGCUCAUGGACACGCCGUCCCCCGUGCAGGAGCUCCCCGAUUGUUUCGCCAGUUUCGGCCCGACGGACGCCGAUCUCAGGGAAUUCGCGGCCGACAUGGAAGCGCUCCUCGGCCAAGGCCUGGACGAUGGCAACGAGCUGGAGGACUCGUUCUACAUGGAGGCCCUAGGGCUCAUAUCGCCGCCCGCGGAACACGGCGGGCGUGUAAAGGUGGAGGCCGACGGCGGCCUUGUCUCCAGAAGCAACGGCGUCCUGGCGGCUGGCCAUGACCUGAAGCGGGAGUUCAGCGGCAGCCCGCCGACAUUGGUGGAUGACGACGACAGUUUCGAGCACAAGACGUCGUCGGCGAGCAACGGAGACGCCGUUGACGGUGCGCAGUUCCUGAAGAGGAGCCUGGAUCUUAGGCUGAACUACGAGGCGGUCAUCGCGAGCUGGGCCAGCUCGCCGUGGACCGACGGCCGGCGGCCGCCCGGCCAGCAGCUCGACGACUUGUUGCUCAACGACCACGCGGGCAUGUGGACGGCCGGAGGAGGAGGACGGCAGGGCGAGGCGGCGUGGCCGGCGAGGCCGAGGACGGACGGGUGGCGGGAGGCGCGGGUGUCGCGGUACCGGGAGAAGCGGCGGACGCGGCUGUUCGCCAAGAAGAUACGCUACGAGGUGCGGAAGCUGAACGCGGAGAAGCGGCCCCGGAUGAAGGGCCGCUUCGUCAAGCGCACCGGCGCCGCCCCGUGCGCCGUCACCUGACUCAUUAGCCAGUCGGAGGACCAGGGCGCCGCUGCGCCGUGCGUGUCGAUUGCUGCGCGCGCGGUACGGAUUUGCGGCCUGCUCGUCAGUCACGGGCUGGCAUGAAAUUACACACACACCCACACACAGAAUUCGUCGAAGCUGUUUUAGCGUCUGUUUCGUUGGUCAGGAAUGGUUUUGUCCUUUUUCGUUUCUUUCAUUGGUGAUUCCGGGCAGUGGAGAAUGACCGGGAACAGAAAGGUUUUCUGAGCUUGUUGUUAGCUCACCGUGAGAAGUUUUUGCCACCUUUUUCUCUCGUUUCUACCGCGAGAGAAGGAUAGGUGGUUCUGCUUGCAUGUUAUGGUUGCACACUUGCCCUUGUACACUUGUACAUUUGUACAUGGUUUGUAAUAAUAAAUUAACAUAUACUCAGUUGGUUUGCAA
Messenger RNA from Hordeum vulgare subsp. vulgare (domesticated barley), 2119 nucleotides. RefSeq names its product zinc finger protein CONSTANS-LIKE 16-like. Gene Ontology annotation, cellular component: nucleus. The transcript has 2 exons. Gene Ontology annotation, biological process: regulation of DNA-templated transcription. Gene Ontology annotation, molecular function: zinc ion binding; protein binding. The record is from RefSeq and is a predicted model, not a curated record. Bases 200 to 1696 code for a protein of 498 amino acids. Lineage: Eukaryota; Viridiplantae; Streptophyta; Magnoliopsida; Poales; Poaceae.